GCCUCAACAUUUCGACACUUGGGCUUGUGUUUUCUUGCUGUGCUUCUGGGGAUAUAUUCACACAUAUAUCCGCUUUUUUCUGACAUUGGAUGACCGUCGACUCUGAACUAUUUAUGCCUAAAAGCAAAGCGCCUAAGAUGGACGACCUGGACUACAUCCCAGUAGACCUGAGCCCAGAGGAGCGCUCGGAGCUGGAGGACAUCCGCCGGAGGAAGGGCGUCCUGCUGCAGGAGAUCCAGAGGCUGAGGGAGGAGCUGAGGGAGGCGAUUCUGGAGGUGGAGGGCCUGGAGACCAGCACAGAGGGCAGUAAAACUCUACAGAAAAGCCGACACGUGGCGAUGGGGAGGAAGAAGUUCAACAUGGACCCAAAGAAGGGCAUCAUGUUUCUGGUGGAGAACGAGCUGCUCAGACACACACCGGAGGACAUCGCUCAGUUCCUGUACAAAGGAGAAGGGCUCAACAAGACGGCCAUCGGAGACUAUCUCGGAGAACGGGACGACUUCAACAUCAAAGUCCUGCAGGCCUUCGUCGACCUCCACGAGUUCACCGAUCUCAACCUCGUCCAGGCCCUCAGGCAGUUCCUGUGGAGUUUCCGUUUGCCCGGCGAAGCUCAGAAGAUCGACAGAAUGAUGGAGGCCUUUGCUCAGAGAUACUGCCACUGCAACCCAGGCGUCUUCCAGAGCACCGACACGUGUUACGUGCUGUCCUUCGCUAUCAUCAUGCUGAACACGAGCCUCCACAACCCCAACGUGAGGGACAAGCCCGGCGUGGACCGCUUCAUCUCCAUGAACCGGGGCAUCAACGAGGGCGGCGACCUGCCGGAGGAGCUGCUCAGAAACCUGUACGAGAGCAUCAAAAACGAGCCCUUCAAGAUCCCCGAGGACGACGGCAACGACCUGACGCACACCUUCUUCAACCCCGACAGAGAGGGCUGGCUGCUGAAGCUGGGAGGACGAGUGAAAACCUGGAAGCGCCGAUGGUUCAUCCUCACGGAUAACUGCCUUUACUACUUUGAGUACACCACAGAUAAGGAACCUCGAGGCAUCAUUCCUUUGGAAAACCUGAGCAUCCGCGAGGUCGAGGACCCCAGGAAGCCCAACUGCUUCGAGCUCUACAUCCCCAACAACCGCGGCCAGCUGAUCAAGGCCUGUAAGACGGAGGCCGACGGGAGGGUGGUGGAGGGAAACCACAUGGUUUACCGGAUCUCUGCUCCCACACCUGAGGAGAAGGACGAGUGGAUCCACAGCAUCAAGUCUGCCGUCAGCGUCGACCCUUUCUACGAGAUGCUCGCCGCCAGGAAGAAGCGUAUAUCGCUGAAGAAGAAGGAGGAGCAGCCGUAGAUCUGCCUUGGUUCUCCUUCCUGUCUUCCUUUGUUCCUGCUCCUCAACUACCUGUUCAGAAGUUUCGUUAACCCUCCCGCUGUGAGGACUUCCUGCUGUCCCGUGGACCAGACCUUCUGGUUCUGUUAAACACUACGUCGGUCCGGCUUCCCGACUCUGCCGCUCGGCCUCCAGGUGGAGAGCAUCCGGCCACGUUCACACCAGUGCUGAUGGUUUCUGUGGGUUUCCUGUUCGGACGUUUGGUUCACACGUCGUAUCGAAGGAUCUGAAAACGCUGACCGUCGUGAUUUCAGAUGACUGAUUCAUUUAUACAGCACAUUAAGUAAAAUGUACAGAAAAAUAGUAAAACACAGCGACUAAGGAAAAAUAAAACGAGCAAAACUCAGACACGAUGACAGAAAUCAGAGAAUCAGGCGCCAACGAAAUGAGUCUUCAGCAGCAGCUUCACAAGUCUGAGCAGCUCUCAAACGGAAAAGACUCGAACACAUUUAUGUUUUAACCUGAAGCUGAUUUAAAAAGAAACGGCCAAUAGUGACCACAGAAAUAAGUUCUGACCAGCAAACCUUAAAAUCACACGACUGUCGCUCACGCGGUGUCCGACGUUCAGCAUCUGUCUGAUCAUCUGUGUCGCUUCUUUAUUUUAGUGACGAGGUUACAGAUGAAAUAAACUGAUUGCGCUGCUUUAGCAGAGAGACGUGCUGCUCAUGUACAACAUUUAAUCCAUUAUCAGUCCUUCUUGAUCACCAGUAAUCCAGCUCGACCCUGAAACAAGCACCUCGCUCGAUGUUCAUCACCAGCACGCUUUAACAACUUAUUCUAACUUUCCCAGCUUCCAAGGACAAAGUUGUUGUUUUUCUGUAUCUGUAGCUCGGCUGGUUUAGUUUUUAGCUCCUUGUUCUCCGUUUAUUACAGUUAAUGAAGCUUAAAGCGCCAACUUCCUGCUUUACUCGCUGCAAAGACAUUCAUUCAUACAUUUUUGCAGCAUUUCAAACCUUCACUUUAAAUGAACUUGCAUGGAAACGGCUCGCUUUAGCCGCGUAGAAACCCUGAAAGGAAGAAAAAGUCACUAAAGAGAAACACUACAGGCUGCUGAAUUCAUGUCCUCGCGCCUCAGAGAAGAAAACUCGUAUUUCAUCUGCGUUUUAGCUUCAGUUUAGGACCGUGAACUUUCAGAACGUGAGCUUUAUCUGCACUGGUGUGAGCCUGGUCCUGGAUGUUCUGGGCAGCAGGAGCUUCAGCUGUCGGGAAGCCCAACUUUACACUAGAUGUUAGCAGGUUUUCCACUGCAGGAGCUUGUUUUCUCUGAGCGGGUUCAGGCUGCAUCAAACACUUUUAAGGGCCAUUUUCAGGCAAGAAAAAUUGACCUAAAGGUACAUUUGGAGACGACAAAAAGUGUUUCUGUCCUCGUCUGGUUGCAGUUUUCGUCUUGAACCUCCUCCAAUAACCUAAAGCCUCCGUUGUUCUGGUUCCUCUUUGUUUUGCUGCACUUUGAUUUAAGGGAAACAGAAGAAGUGAGAUCAGGCUCCUGCAGUGGAAAAACUCAGAAAUCACAGCGUUUCUUUCUUGAUUGUGCCGAAAAAAAUGUGAAUUCAGUAUUGAGACACUGGUUAAGGGUUUUAGAUUGACUGCUGAGGUUCUGUGAGGGGAAACCUCAUCACUGUAUAUUUACUGACGUUUUUAUCGCCAAGUGACUGUUGGUGUUGGAGGCGGGGCGUUGGCAGCUUCGUGUCUCGGCUCACGAGACCACGUUUCCUUCAGCAUGUUUCCGAACAUGUCCGAGCAAUAGCAGAAGUAGAAAACUAGUCGGGAGGCUUGUUAACGAAUCCUUUAUGACACUAAUACUGAGCAGUCGCCGCCGCCGCCGCCGUCAUGUCCUCUCAGAUGUACGCAUGCCACAGUUCAUCCCCUUCCUGCCGCACCUGUCUCACCUGUCAGAGCCGGUACCGUGAAAUCACAAAGGCAGCUCAUCACGAUGUACACUUUCUGUAAAUAGACGUUAGCAUAUUUGUUUACGACACACAUAGAAAUGAUUUAAUUUAUUCUUUAUCUUUUGUUAAGAUCUGAUUUUUGUACGAGCUACUGUAUUACUGCAUGUGGACGAACGGAGGCCGAUCAUGCUAGUGCACUGAUUCCACGGCGUUAGUGUUCUUUGUUGACUUAGAGAAAUUGCAUUUAACACGGAAGCUGAAUGAUCCUGUUCGAUUGUAGGCUCUUUAUGUUCUCUCCUUAGUUUUUCUCUCUUGAAUCUGACUCGGUAAAGCACAAAGCGGAGCUCAGUGAUUGGCUGUGAAGAAGCUGCAAUUUUCCACGACGGCGAAACAAGGAACACUAACCGACGUCAUUAUGUUAUAGUCAGAAUAUUCAGAUGUAAUGGAUCAGUUUAGACUUGUGUCCAGUGAUAGACUUUUUUGCUUGACAGUUCAUGAACUAGUAGUUUAAUGGAUUGGAUUUUAGAUGGUAGGAAGAAGAACCGUCUACUGCACUUUAUCAAUUCUAGCAUUUUGGAGAAAAUGCUGUUACUCUGACUGACGACACUCUGAGGCCAGUGUUGGACUCACAGCGUCUGCGGGGACGCGGAGGUCUGCGAGGCGUACAUUUUGUCCUCUACAUGUUACCCAACAGCGCCCACGCAUGGAAGACGUAUGCUACUGCACAUGAGCGCAACAGAGUCCUUCAAGCUAGCUAGACAGUGACGGGAUCGAUGUUGGUGCAACAACGUCGUAGCACGAUAGAGGAAACCAGUUCAAGCUACACCCUCCUACAACAGAUACUGGCUGCACCCGGUCGGACCGACGCUUCAUCUGUAGACGUUCAACCCGGACCAACAUGGCCACUCCUUCUGAAACAGUUCCCUGAAUCGUGUCUCUGACAGAACGUGAGGCGAAAUCGGCCGAACUUCUCUUUACAUCGACGGCAGUUAGCUUUUUCUGAGUUUCCAGAGGUCGUGCAGAGAACUGUGGACACAAACUAUAAGACCGGUUGCGCUUUCCAUGGUGUCCACCAGCACACCAGAGUCCAUGUUGGUCAUGAAAGAGACGUAGAUGAGUCCAUGAGGCGAACUAGUAGAGUAUUAAUGUUUUUAGACACGAAUGGAGUCAAAACUAGUUCCAACUUCUUUACAUCUAUAGAAACAUUCACCUGGAGGGAGAUUUCAAAGGAGGAGCGUUGAGCAGGACGCCCUUCGUUAAGCUUAAAUGUCGACUUCCUGCUAAUGAGAAGCCUUCAGUGUGACGCUCCGCCUCUUAAAGCGCGACUCGCUGCUGCCAGAAUGCAUCGCACGGCUUCUUACGUAUAUAUUUGAUGGGACGCAAACUGUAAGACCGACUGGACUUCCCACGGCGUCCACGAGUGUGCAUGACGUAAACUUUGUCACAGUUCACAAAAGCGAAGCUGUAGAUGUGACCUACUGGCCAUUAAUGGAACUGCAUGUCUAAUCGACUAUUAAAAUGUAUGGUUUCUGUUUGACCGAGGAAGACUGAAGGAGUGGUUCUGGUCGCGGUUCUAGGUACAUGUUGGUCAGUCACUCUGUGGAUGGAGCUCAGUGGGCCGACACAGCGCCGGACAUGUGGAGGUUUUAGAGCUUCUCAUUGUGUCUGGGCUCCAUGGAAAGCAGUCGAAGGUCUUCCAGAGUCGACUUUGAAGAUGCUUUAAUUAGAGAAAAACACUCGGUGGACGUUUCUGAAGGCCUGUGACAGUAGCUCCAUGUGAGGGAUUGUUUCUGAGGGGAUCUCUGGAGGUUUCAGAGCUGGACUCAUGGAAAGCAGUCGAAGCUCUUCCAGAGUCCUGCAGCUUCACUUCCAGCUGAUCAGUGAUGACUCAGAACUCGUUAGAUGAUGAAGAACCUCCCCGUCUCUCCUCAGAAUAACUUUCCUGCCACGUGUGCCGUCGACUCGCUCGUAGAAAUUGUGGAUGAUGAAGUGUACGCCUCGCAGACCCGCAGAGAGCAUGACUUUACACUCUUUAGCGCCGUCUAGUGGUAGUGUCUCACACUGCAAUACGCUGAAGGAUGUAAGGACACAGCAGCGCCACCUCCUGGUCGGUUGCAGCAGGUUCUCGCCGCCGCGUCCAGACAGAUCUGGAGUCGCCUUCUCUCUCCCACGUCUUCAUCAGACCCACCGGACUCUACUUCCACGUUUGUGCUUCUGUCUGUAGGCCUUCACUUUCUGGGGAUUCUUGAAGUGCAAAGUUGCCAAAAAUAACUCUAAUUUUAUCCAUUGAAACACGAGAAGAACACUAAAGCGACCCGACUCCUCUCUCCCCAGAGCCGCCACCUCCUUCAGAAGAUGUCUUUAUUUUGUAUUUAUUUAUUUUUGUUGGCUGUGAGGUGAUGACGGAUGAAUCAUCUGUAAAUGUAGCAACAGGAAAACCACGUCGGUGCCAGUAAACUGCUGUGUAACAAUAAACGGUAAACAGAG
Molecule: messenger RNA, 5755 nt
Organism: Stegastes partitus (bicolor damselfish)
Lineage: Eukaryota; Metazoa; Chordata; Actinopteri; Pomacentridae
Gene: cyth2
Product: cytohesin 2
Exons: 12
Coding region: 90-1340 (416 amino acids)
Biological process (GO): regulation of ARF protein signal transduction
Molecular function (GO): guanyl-nucleotide exchange factor activity
Source: RefSeq, a predicted model, not a curated record